Molecule: messenger RNA, 1312 nt
Organism: Chironomus riparius
Lineage: Eukaryota; Metazoa; Arthropoda; Insecta; Diptera; Chironomidae
Source: the annotation of a GenBank genome assembly
UUUGACAACUUCAUGCCGUCAUUUUGUUAUCAUCGGCAUAAAGUAAAGGAAAUUAGGAGUUAAACUAGGAUUGACAAAAACAAUAAAAUAAUCGAUAAUGUUACAGCUUAUUUUAUUUAUUUGAUAAAAAGUUUCUAUAAAAGCCGGUGCAUUUUAGGCAAUUUUUAAAAGUGUGAAUUUAUUGAAUUUAAAAUAAAAAUAUUGCAUUAAAAAAUUAAUAAAAAAAAUUUUUUUAAUUGUGAAAUUUAAAAAAAAAAUAAGUUUAAAAAAAUUGGAUAAAAAAUAAAAAAAAUUAACGAUGAGUGCUAAAAUUAUUAUAUUAUGUAGUUUAUUAAUAAGCUCAACGUAUGGAUUUAGAUUUCCUCGUAUUUUUGACGCUCCGAUGGAAGUAGCUCCUCAUAUUGUGUGUACGGGCGUUGCAGAUGGGACAAAACUUCCUGACGACACAGAUUGCGGUCAUUUUUUCUUGUGUGAUGGCGGUGCAUCAUUAAGACUUGCAUGCAGAUUAUCAGAACCACAUUUUGACAGAUGCGCGGGCGCUUGUAUCAAUGAUCCUUCUGUGUGUACAGUUACUGACUGCCCUGGGAGCACUGAAUCCUCCACAACAGAAUCCACAACAACAACAACAACGACGACAUCAACAACAACAACAACAACAACUACGACACCAGCACCGUCUGAUUCAACAACAAAAUUCAACCCUCCAACCGUACCAACUGUUUGUUCAACACCUUGUGAAACCACUUGGGAUGUUGCCACUUGUGAAUGCAUUGAAAAAUGGGUAUGCGAAAACGAUGUCUGCGUUUGCAAUCCAAAUAACGAAUGUCCUUUGACUGAAGCUGAAUGCAUUUUACCAGAAAAUUGUGGAUGUAUGGAAAGAUGUGAUUGCCCAGAAACAGAUAAGUGUAGCUGCGUAACCGAUGGCACACAAUGUCCAUUUGAUGACAUAGCUGGAGCUUGCAUUAAGAAUUGUGGAUGUCAAAGUAAUUGCAUAUGCACAGACACUACUGCUGCUACUGGUUGUACUUGCAAUCCAACAUGUACAUGCAAUGAACCUCCAAAAGUUUGUCCUUUCAAGCCUGCUGACUGUUUAACAAAUUGCGCUUGUGAUGAAAGAUGCAACUGUAAUGGUGAUUUUUGUACAUGCAAUGCUGAUGUUGCAUGUCCUGCAUCAUUUUGGAAACGUUUAUAUUAGAGAAUAUUAGAUAUACUCGGUCGGUGCUGGUGCAGCUGUGGCUUUUAAGAAGUAGAGAUAAAUUAUACUAAGAAGUAAUUUUUAUGGUUUUGGUGCAAUAGAUCAUCAAUCAGGAUU